Messenger RNA from Gadus macrocephalus (Pacific cod), 2241 nucleotides. RefSeq lists its product as uncharacterized. The transcript is spliced from 3 exons. Lineage: Eukaryota; Metazoa; Chordata; Actinopteri; Gadiformes; Gadidae. Bases 142 to 2115 code for a protein of 657 amino acids. The record is from RefSeq and is a predicted model, not a curated record.
GCAAAGGCUAGGAGCUGCAAAUGAUUGCGUUGAGUGGCUACAGGGCCACAAUAUAAAGAGAUAGCAGAGGAUCAGUGCAAUAGUGCUUUAGGUCUGGUUUGGCCUCAACCAAUCUGUCUGGGAAAUACAAUAUAGUUUGCCAUGGCUGUUGGGUGCAUUCUCAGAGUGUCUUGGUUUUGUUUGUUGCUGUUUGGUGGCAGUCUUCCUUUUCCAUCAAUGAAGGGUUACAGCUAUACCUCCAAGACUGACCAUCCUGAAAUUGGGGGUGAUAAAGAUGACGAGCUACAAACUUCUCAUACUCUGAUGUUUGAUGCAUAUAGCCAAGAAAAAGGAUAUUCAGACCGAAGCAAAAAAGUCCCACUAGCUGCAGCUCCAAAGCAGGCUCCGUUGAACCCCGAGGAAGGGGCGAGGAUCCAGGGAGGCAGAGCUGUGGAGUUUGGACAGAAAAAUGCUGAGAUGGAAGACCAGAAACUAGUCAAGCCAGUGACAUUCCCUCUAAACCCUCCCAACCAGCAUGAUUACUCUUUUGAGGAGCAGAGGGGCAGCACAAAGCCUCAGUUCCCUAAGCCUUCUACCAAACCAUCUUCAAAACUGGCAGGCUCUGACCUUAUCCCUCCUACUCCAUAUCUGUUGAUGGACGGUGGUGCAUUCAGUAGUGGUCCUACUUUGGAGUCUAAACAAGUGUCUAAAAGUGGCCGGUACAUUGGUCCUACCAAGAACCUCAACUUCCAGGCUGGUGAACAAGAGGGCUCACAAAUCAAUGCGGACCAGCCAAGAAGGUUGUCCUAUGUUACCUACAGGACCGAAAGAGGGAAGCCAGUAAUCUCCAUUAAUUCAGGUAACGUGGCCCCGGCAGCUCCAACCAUUAGUGCACAGACUCUGCAGGCUGACGCAGUAUCUAGAACUGACACUAAAGGGGGUUACUCUAGCUCUGCACUGUAUCUCGAUGUCCAGGCUGGUUCACAAAGCUACUCCCCUAACCUGGUCUAUGAGGAUGUUUUUCAAUACCCAGCUGCUGAAACUGCACAGCUUCCUUCAGAAGAGAGUGACCUCUCCGACUACAACUCUGUGAAUGUGGUCCAGCGGCCAAGCACUUGGUCUUCUGCUCCCUACAUGACUAGAGAAGAGGAGCCGGUUUACGUCAGUAAUUCAGGUAACGUGGCCCCGGCAGCGCAGACCAUUAGUGCACCGGCUCUGCAGGUUGAUGCAGUGUCUAGAACGGACACUAAAGGGGGUUACUCUAGCUCUUCACUGCACCGUGACCUCCCAGCUGGUGUACAAGAAGGUUCACAAAGCUAUUCCCCUAACCUGGUCUAUGAGGAUGUUUUUCAAUACCCUGCUGCUGAAACUGCACAUCUUCCUUCAGAAGAGAGUGACCUCUCCGACUACAACUCUGUGAAUGUGGUCCAGCGGCCAAGCACUUGGUCUUCUGCUCCCUACAUGACUAGAGAAGAGGAGCCGGUUUACGUCAGUAAUUCAGGUGACAGGGCCCAGGCAGCGCCGACCAUUAGCGAACAGCCUCUGGAGGCUGAAGCAGUACCUAGUACUGACACUAAAGGGGGUUACUCUAGCUCCUCACUGAACCUCAACUUCCAAGCUGGUGCACAAGAAGGUUCACAAAGCUAUUCCCCUAACCUUGUCGAUCAGGCUGUUUAUCAAUACCCAGCUGCUGAAGCUGAACAGCGUCAUUCAGAGGGGGUUGACGCCUCCAAGUAUGACUCUAUGAACGCCUUCCAGCCAAGCACUUGGUCCUCGGCUUCCUACAUGACCAAAGAAGAGCAGCCGGUAUUCUCCAGUCAUACAGGUGACUGGGCCCAUGUUGCUCCUGUGGAAACCCCUGCCUAUCCAAGCUAUGUGGCUGAUUUCGGCUUGGACUCUACUUCAAGUAAAGCCGCUGCACAACCAGUCCUCUUCAGGCCACUGAAGAAGGCUCCUCAGCUGUCCAGCUCCAAGUGGCUUCAGAGGCCGAAGAAGGCGAGGGACCAGACUGCAUCUACCUACAUUGUCCAAUCCAAGGGCUCACACCGCCGAAGCCGCCAGAUGUUAUCCAAAAAGAAGUACUUCAGCGGUUUCCCUCCACCGCCCCCAUUCGUGCUUAUGGCUCUGAGACCGUAAGGGGUAAAUGGUGACCACUUGGCCUUCAAUCAAUUUUUCCCACUUGCUUAUGGAUUUCUACAGACUAUACCUUCAGUAACACUUUCAGCAUAAAAGCUUGUUCCCUGUAAAGAAUAAACAAAAUGU